Perkinsus marinus ATCC 50983 is the source of this 990-nucleotide messenger RNA. RefSeq lists its product as hypothetical. The transcript has 5 exons. Bases 1 to 990 code for a protein of 329 amino acids. Gene Ontology annotation, molecular function: hydrolase activity, hydrolyzing O-glycosyl compounds; chitin binding. Lineage: Eukaryota; Perkinsozoa; Perkinsida; Perkinsidae. The record is from RefSeq and is a predicted model, not a curated record. Gene Ontology annotation, biological process: carbohydrate metabolic process.
AUGGCCCGACUCGCAUGCCUCCUCCUGCUGCUAUUAUCAGCCUUCACGGUUAUUGCUGAUGAGCAAGAGCGAUUCAGAGUGUUCGGUUACCUUCCAGAGUACCGCCUAUCGGAUGAUGUCGAUUUCGAUGGUAUCUUUUCACACGGUGUCACCGAUUUGAUAUUCUUCAGCGUUGAGGUCAGCUAUCUCGGUAUAAUACAACAGAAACAGCGUCUACCUGGCCCUGCUAUUUUGGAGAAGGCUAGGGCUGCUGCCGAUGCCUAUGGGGGACGACUGUUGGUCAGCAUUGGAGGAGCGGGAAGGAGCUCUGGUUUCGCUGAUGCGGUGGCGCACAAUGGGGAUGUCCGGAGGCUCAUCAAGCAGGUUGAUGAUCUGUUGAAUAAAUACCAACUUGAUGGAGUUGACUUUAAUUGGGAGUAUCCACAGAGUGAAACUGAAUGGUACAAUUUCAAGCAGAUGUUGCGGUGGUUGAAGGUGAAGCUGAGGAAGAGGGAGAAGCCAGCGAUCAUCACUCUAGCGUACCAGCCUGGUGGUCUACAAGAGGACAUGAUAGCCAAGUUGAGGUUUGCCAAACAGUGCGAUUACUUCUUGGCGAUGUCUUAUGAACAUCCUGAAGGGAAAGGGGAGGACCUGGCUAGAGUUGUUGUGGAAGCUUGGGAGCAAAGAGGAUUGGAUAUACGGAAGCUCGCAUUGGGGAUACCAUUUUAUGGUAGAGACCUACAGACUGGAGAGGCUCGAACGUACUCGGAGAUUUCUACCAUUCCCGAUGCGCAGCAUAAGUUUGUUUAUGAUACUCCAGAAGAGGUUCAAGCAAGGACGAGAUACGCCCUUGAAGAGGGCCUGGGUGGUGUUAUGAUAUGGGAACUUGGCCAGGACCUCCCUUCCUCGAACGAGAGGUCCCUUCUAGCUGCUAUUGGUAAGGUUGUGUCUUCACCAUCAAUUGAGGAGGAUGGAGGGGAGAAGGAGGAAGAUGAUGAUGAAGAAUUGUGA